Molecule: messenger RNA, 816 nt
Organism: Acaulospora morrowiae
Lineage: Eukaryota; Fungi; Glomeromycota; Glomeromycetes; Diversisporales; Acaulosporaceae
Source: the annotation of a GenBank genome assembly
AUGCGUAGAUCUCUUUGGGUGAUAUUUUUGGGAGCCAUCAUUGCCUGCACAACUGUUGUAAAUGCUGAGGACACUAAUCUCGAUUGUCAGGUUAAAAAUGUUACUUCACAACAAAUAUAUGACUUAAGACCUCUGAUAAGGGAAUCAGGUGCUGAUUGGGAGGUAGUUUCGCAAAAUUAUACUUUUCAUUUAAAUGUUUGUCACAAGAUUCUGUAUGACAAAACUGGGUUGUCAAAUGUCGAUUCUUUUGGCAUAUGGGGUAAACGUGAAGGUGGUAAUGAAAAUUUGAAAGUAUUUUCGGGGAAAUUUAGUAAAGAACCUCAGUUGAUAGAAGGUGCGCUCCACCUAAAAUACGAAUCAGAUGACCAUUGUGGUACCAAUGACUAUAAACGUUCGGCCCUAAUUGUUUUUACGUGCGAUCAAACUGUCGAUGGAUCGGGUGCGCCAAGGUUUGUUACCUCCUUUAACGACUGUGCGUUUUGGUUCGAGUGGAGAACUCCCGUAGCAUGCCCCAGCAAGAUCAAGGGAGAGGGCAUGGGUUCCUGGGGAGUCUUCUUUACAAUUUCCGGAAUCGCAUUGGCUGCUUAUCUUAUUGGAGGCAUUGCGUAUAACCGUAUAGUGUAUCGUGCGGCUGGAUUAAAUCAGAUACCCAACUGGGAAUUCUGGCGAAACUCUGGGGAAUACAUCAAGGACAUGGUUUUGAUAAUAUUUGCACAAUGUCCGAUGACCAGACCGAGGAGACCACAGGGGAGUUACAUGAAUUUGCCUAGGGACGAAGAAAAUAUUUUGAUUGAUGAUGACUUUGAGGAGCAUUAG